Molecule: messenger RNA, 810 nt
Organism: Torulaspora globosa
Lineage: Eukaryota; Fungi; Ascomycota; Saccharomycetes; Saccharomycetales; Saccharomycetaceae
Gene: MET16
Product: phosphoadenylyl-sulfate reductase (thioredoxin)
Exons: 1
Coding region: 1-810 (269 amino acids)
Cellular component (GO): cytoplasm
Molecular function (GO): phosphoadenylyl-sulfate reductase (thioredoxin) activity
Source: RefSeq, a predicted model, not a curated record
AUGGGCGCGAGCAGGGUGUUUAGGCUGAACAACGGCGUCAGCGUGACGCAGGAGCAGCUGGACCACUGGAACAGGUGGCUGUCGAAGACCAGCGGGCCGCAGGAGGUGAUAAGAUGGGCUGUGAUGACGUUCCCGCAUCUGUACCAGACGACGGCGUUCGGGCUGACCGGGCUGGCGACGAUCGACAUGCUGGCGAAGCUGCGCAGCGAGGAUUCCGAGGUGCAGGUGCCUCUGAUCUUCGUGGACACGCUGCACCACUUCCCGCAGACGCUGGAUCUGCUGGCCGUGGUGCAGGAGCGAUACUACACGCCCGUCGGGCAGCAGGUGGCGGUGUUCCGGCCCGAGGGCUGCGCCAGCGAGAAGGAGUUCGCCGCAGCGCACGGCGAGUUCCUCUGGGAGCGGGACGAGGACAAGUACGACUUCCUGGUGAAGGCGGAGCCCGCCCGCAGGGCGUACAAGUCGCUGGGCUGCACCGCCGUGUUCACCGGGCGGCGCCGGUCGCAGGGAGCGGCGCGCUCAGCCCUGCAGUUCGUCGAGGUCGAUGAGCUGAACGGGAUCGUCAAGAUCAACCCGCUGGCAGACUGGACGUUCGACCAGGUCAGGCAGUACGUCGACGACAACAAUGUGCCCUUCAACGAGCUGCUGAACUACGGCUACCGGUCGAUCGGCGACUACCACUCGACGGCGCCCGUGCAGGACGGCGAGGACGAGCGGGCUGGCCGCUGGAAGGGCAAGAACAAGACCGAGUGCGGCAUCCACGAGACCAGCAGGUUCGCCAAGUAUCUGGAGAGCACUUCCACGGCCAAAUAG